Molecule: messenger RNA, 1438 nt
Organism: Scophthalmus maximus (turbot)
Lineage: Eukaryota; Metazoa; Chordata; Actinopteri; Pleuronectiformes; Scophthalmidae
Gene: unga
Product: uracil DNA glycosylase a
Exons: 6
Coding region: 205-1113 (302 amino acids)
Biological process (GO): base-excision repair; base-excision repair, AP site formation via deaminated base removal
Cellular component (GO): nucleus; mitochondrion
Molecular function (GO): uracil DNA N-glycosylase activity
Source: RefSeq, a predicted model, not a curated record
CUGCUUCUGACACUUAGGUUAACAACACGACUCGUGUACGAUGCUUAAAAAAACCCAACUGCAUUUGUAUUUAAACGUGCUCUGCAGCUGCAGCGCAGCCGGAUGUAUCGUCUCCCGCGCCACGUUCGGCGUUAUCCAAGCUGCGUUCACAACCACCGCCGUGUUCUUGUUUGUCGCUAAAAGAGAAACUACUUCCGCACGAGCAUGUUUUCGCUCCGCAGUGGACGGGUUGUGAAGAGAGUCCCGCCUCGGGCUGCUCGCCUCUCACCUGCUCUGUGCUUUGCUCAAAACACUAAAAUUGUGCAGAAGAAGCUGAAAGCCGCGGACCCGUCCAGUCCUCCUCCUCCCGGGCCCUGCACCGCGGCCCUGUCGCCCGAGCAGCUGGACAGGAUCUCCCGCAACAAGAGAGCCGCGCUGGAGCGACUCGCCGCGGCGCAGCCACUUCCGGGUUUCGGGGAGAGCUGGAGGAAGGAGCUGUCCGCAGAGUUUGGGAAGCCCUACUUCAAACGAUUGACGGAGUUCGUGUCCGAGGAGAGGCAGCGCCACACCGUGUUCCCACCUGCGGAGCAAGUCUUCACCUGGACACAGAUGUGUGACGUCCGAGACGUCAAAGUGGUGAUCCUUGGUCAGGAUCCGUAUCAUGGUCCGAACCAGGCCCACGGAUUGUGCUUCAGUGUCAAAAGACCAGUGCCUCCUCCACCCAGUUUAGGGAACAUGUAUAAAGAACUGGUUUCAGACAUCGAAGGCUUCCAGCACCCUGGGCAUGGAGAUCUGACUGGAUGGGCCCAACAAGGUGUUCUGUUGCUCAACGCUGUGUUGACCGUCCGAGAGCACCAGGCCAACUCCCACAAAGACCGAGGUUGGGAGACCUUCACUGACGCCGUAGUGCAGUGGCUCAGCGACAACCUGGAGGGCGUCGUCUUCAUGCUUUGGGGGUCAUAUGCCCACAAGAAGGGGGCUGCUAUCAACAGGAAACGCCACCACGUGCUGCAGACUGUUCAUCCCUCUCCCUUGUCUGCUCAUCGAGGAUUCUUCGGGUGCAGGCAUUUCUCAAAGGCCAACGAGCUGCUGAAGGAAUCUGGAAAGUCGCCCAUAGACUGGAAGACACUUUAAGUUCUUAUACAUGUCAGCUUUCUAUUUGUGUGACAAUUAACUACAGACCAGAACCCACCCAUAAGCUUUCACAGUUUUCUGUUCCUACAAAAGAAUGUGCAUUUUCCUUUCCUCAAUGAAAGUUUGUUGUACCCCGAAUUUUUUUGGGGGAAAAGCUUGAAUUCAUUGUUCCAGUGUAUAUUUGUUUCAUCAGCACUUGUCAGUUUCAACGUUGUUAAUAUGUUUGUGUACACUAUUGGCCUUUUAGUUCACUCAUUAAAGUUGGCUUUUUGGUUUUAACUGAAAACGUUUUAUUACAGUUCCAUUAAAAUGGUUCUUAAAGGUG